Messenger RNA from Danaus chrysippus (African queen), 633 nucleotides. Lineage: Eukaryota; Metazoa; Arthropoda; Insecta; Lepidoptera; Nymphalidae. The record is from the annotation of a GenBank genome assembly.
AUGAUCCGCACGCCAACCAAGGGCGAGUCGCCGGGGAGAUCGCCCCAAACGGCACCUACAGGCGUCGACCACGCUGAGGAGCGAGUCGUGGAUGCCUCGGACAGUACCUAUGUACUGCCUGCCGCCGCACCACACUCGCUCGGCGCGAACCCCAAAACUAGGGCCGUCACUAGACUCCAAAAAGCGAGAGGAAUGGUAAUAAAGGCCAAGACAGCAUUAAAAAAUAGUAGGAACCUCAAAACGGAGCUAAAGGAGGACAUCACCCAAGCGGUGGAUGCCCUGUACGGCCUCGUUAGAGAAUUUGAACAAGAUAAGCAAACCACGCAAACAGCAAUAGAAGUAGCUCAAACACUGACCCCAACCGCCUCUAUCCCUGACGAGCUACUCUCGAAAAUAGAGGAAAAUAAUAGACUCCUCAAGGAGCACUCUCUGAAGCUCGAGGCCCUAAAGGAGUCAAUGGAGGAACAAAAGGGCCUCAUUAAGACGGUGACCUACGCCAGCGUCACGGCGGGACCCCAGAAUGCAGAACGACAACGCCAGCAACACAAGGCGCUGCACACCAUAGCGGUGGCAUCCAUAGACGAAAAGUCUACGGGAGAUGAGACUUAUGAGGAGAUAAGAAAAGCAAUAUAA